Molecule: messenger RNA, 4474 nt
Organism: Betta splendens (Siamese fighting fish)
Lineage: Eukaryota; Metazoa; Chordata; Actinopteri; Anabantiformes; Osphronemidae
Gene: washc4
Product: WASH complex subunit 4
Exons: 33
Coding region: 98-3604 (1168 amino acids)
Biological process (GO): endosomal transport; endosome organization
Cellular component (GO): endosome; WASH complex
Source: RefSeq, a predicted model, not a curated record
AGCACUAGCGCAAAUUCACCUCAUCACGAGACCCAUCAUGGGACCGUGUAGCUCUAGUUUUUGAAAGCCAGUGUUUGGGGUCACCUAAACUGUCACAAUGGCGGGGGAAAGCAUCGCACCUGACUGGGAAUUUGACCGUUUUGACGACGGUUCACAGAAAAUCCACACAGAGGUCCAGCUGAAGAACUAUAGCAAGUUCCUGGAUGAGUAUACCUCUCAGCUCAGGGGUAUAGAAGAGGCCUUGGAUGACUCCAUUGGAGAUGUGUGGGACUUCACUUUGGACCCGAUCGCCUUAAAGUUGCUUCCAUAUGAGCAGUCAUCAUUAUUGGAGUUAAUUAAAACAGAUAACAAGGUUCUGAACAAAGUCAUCACAGUUUAUGCUGCUCUCUGUAGUGAAGUAAAGAAGCUCAAAUAUGAGGCAGAAACCAAGUUUUACAAUGGGUUACUGUACUAUGGAGAAGGAGUGUCUGACACCAGUGUUGUUGAGGGCGAGUCUCAGAUUCAGAUGGGCAGAUUCAUCUCAUUCCUGCAGGAACUGUCCUGCUUUGUGUCAAGGUGUUAUGAAGUGGUGGUUAACAUUGUCCACCAGCUGGCUGCCCUCUACAACAGCAACAAGGGUGCAACAAAAAUCAUUGAGUCAUCAGGUGUUCACUUCCAGAUAGUCUAUGAGCACCUUGGGGAGUUGCUGGUGGUUCUGCUCACACUCGAUGAGAUUAUGGAAAAUCAUGGGACACUGAAAGAUCACUGGAAGAUGUAUAAAAGGUUAUUAAAAUCAGUGCACCAUAACCCAGGGAAAUUUUCCAUUCCUGAGGAGAAGCUGAAACCAUUUGAAAAGCUCCUACUCAAGCUUGAGGGACAGUUACUGGACGGCAUGAUACUGCAGGCCUGUGUGCAGCAGAGGUUUGAUGAUCCUGGAGAAGGAGUAGCUGUAGCAAAAAACAGUGCCUUUGCUGAGGAGUUUGCCUUCAACAUACGCACCAUAUUCACCAGUGUUGAGUCUAAAAUUGGCGAGCCUUCAGAGAUUGACCAGAGAGAUAGAUAUGCUAGUGUCUGUGGUCUCUUUGUGCUUCACUUUUACAUCUUCAGGACCGUUGACAAAAAGCUCUACAAGUCCCUCCUUGAUAUCUGCAAAAAGGUUCCAGCUGUCACUUUGAUUUCUAACAUCAUCUGGUUUCCUGACAUUUUCCUUACAACUAAAGUCCCAGCUGCAGCUAAGCUUAUAGAUAAGAAGAGUCUACAGGCCAUUAAAACCCAGAGAGACACUUACCUGCAACAAAGAGCUCAAACUCUGGCAAAGGAUGUUCAGUCAUAUUACGUGUUUGUCACAUCCUGGAUGAUGAAGAUGGAGUCCAUCCUGUCCAAGGGUCAAAGAAGUGACAAGGUGGCAGAUGAUCUUAACAGCAGGUGUAAUGUGUUUGUACAGGGCAUCUUGUACGCGUACAGUAUUGGCACCAUAAUCAAGACUACCAUGAACAUGUACAUGUCGAUGCAGCGGCCCAUGACCAAGACAACUGUCAAAGCACUCUGCCGACUGGUGGAAUUACUCAAGGCUGUGGAGCACACAUUUCACAGGCGGUCCAUGGUUGUAGCUGAUUCAGUGUCUCACAUCACUCAGCAGCUGCAGUCACAGGCCCUGAACGCCAUCGGCAAUGCCAAGAAAAGGGUGAUCUCUGAUAAGAAGUACAGUGAACAGCGGCUGGAUGUGCUGUCGUCUCUGGUGCUGGCAGAAAAUGCCCUCAGUGGACCUAGCACCAAGGAACGACGCCUUGUGGUGUCUUUGGCUCUGUGUGUUGGCACCCAGCUGAAAACCUUCAAAGAUGAGGAACUGCUCCCACUGCAGCUUGUGCUGAAGAAGCUGGACCUUAUUAGUGAGCUGAGUGAGAGGGUUAAGCUGCAGUGUGACUGUAGCUUUCUUUACUGGCACCGAGCUGUGUUUCCUAUUUACCUAGAUGAUGUAUAUGACAACGCUGUGGACGCAGCACGAAUACAUUACAUGUUCAGUGCGCUGAGGGACAGCGUGCUGUCCAUGCUGCAUGCCAAACACUUGGAGUCGUGUGACCAGCUUUUGGAGAGCUACGACAAGGAGAUCAUGGACGUGUUCAACGAGCACCUGUUGGACAAGCUGUGUAAGGAGAUUGAGAAGGACCUGCGUCUCUCUGUACACACACACCUGAAACUGGAUGAUAGGAAUCCUUUCAAAGUUGGCAUGAAGGAUCUGGCCCACUUCUUCUCCCUCAAGCCCGUCCGCUUCUUCAACCGAUUCAUUCAUAUCAAAGCGUAUGUGACUCACUACCUUGACAAAACUUUCUACAACCUGACCACUGUUGCUCUGCAUGACUGGGCCACCUACAGUGAGAUGAGAAACCUUGCCACACAGCGCUAUGGACUGGUGAUGACGGAAGCACAUCUGCCGAGUCAGACUUUGGAGCAGGGUCUGGAUGUUCUAGAGAUCAUGAGGAACAUCCAUGUUUUCGUCUCGCGCUACCUUUAUAACCUUAACAAUCAGAUCUUCAUAGAGAAAGCAAGCAACAACAAGCACUUGAACACCAUUAAUAUCCGCCACAUUGCCAACUCCAUCCGGACCCAUGGCACAGGCAUUAUGAACACCACAGUGAAUUUCACGUAUCAAUUCCUGCGGAAGAAGUUUUACAUUUUCAGCCAGUUUAUGUACGACGAACACAUCAAGUCAAGACUCAUCAAGGACAUCCGCUUCUUCAGAGAAACAAAGGAUCAGUCCGAUCAGAAGUAUCCUUUUGAGCGAGCAGAGAAGUUUAAUCGUGGCAUUAGAAAGCUGGGCAUCACUCCUGACGGACAGAGCUAUCUGGACCAAUUCAGACAGCUCAUCAGUCAAAUCGGCAAUGCUAUGGGCUACGUGCGUAUGAUACGAUCUGGAGGACUUCACUGUUGCAGCAGUGCUAUCAGGUUUGUUCCAGACUUGGAGGACAUAGUAAACUUUGAGGAACUCGUAAAGGAGGAGGGAUUGUCCGAGGAGACCCAGAGAGCUGCUGGCGUUCUUGACUCGGUUUUGGGAGAUCUGACCAGCAACUCUGCUGAGGGAACAGAGUACUUCAAGAAGCUGGUGGCAGUCUUUGCACCCGAGUUUCGUAGUGCCAAGAAUAUGCAUCUGAGGAAUUUCUAUAUGAUUGUGCCCCCAUUGACUGUGAAUUUUGUAGAGCACUCCAUCAGCUGCAAAGAGAAACUCAGCAAGAAAAACAAAACUGGAGCUGCUUUCACAGAUGAUGGCUUUGCCAUGGGUGUGGCAUACAUUCUGAAACUGCUGGACCAGUAUCUAGAGUUUGACUCACUGCACUGGUUUCAGGCUGUCAGAGAAAAGUACAGGAAAGAGAUGAGCGCUGUUGUAAAGGAGCAGAACGUCCAGUCGGCCAGCCAGGAUGAGAAGCUGCUGCAAACUAUGAACCUCACACAGAAGAGGCUGGAUGUCUACCUGCAGGAGUUUGAGCUACUCUACUUCUCACUAAGUAGUGCCCGGAUCUUCUUCAGAGCAGACAAGACUGCAGCUGAGGAGACACAGGAGAAGAAGGAUAAAGAAGACGCUUCCAAACCAGGAGGUAAUUCAGACGCCAAUGAACCUACCUUGAAAUAAGCCCUAUUGAACAGAGGGAGCUGCCCGAUGGAUUAUAAUCCUGAAAGUACUGUGAAAUGUGCAUAGCUUGCACCUGGACGGGUGUCAGGGUGUGAGGAGAAGAUCUCAAGCAAGAUUGCACCAGUGAAAGUGAAUUUAGCAACAUGCAAUUACUGUAAACGGUAUUGGUUUCUAAGACUCUCACUGUGUGUUUUAGUACAAAUCAUCAACAGAGACAGAAUGUAUCUAAGCAACAUCCUGCAACUUUCAGGUGUUUGUCAGAUUCUAAUAAAUUUACUGAAAUUGUAGCAUUUACAAACUCAACUGCAAUUCAUCAAGUGUAAGGUGAAGCUUUACCUUAUCCUUUCUUUUGAAUACAAAGAUUCGCAGCUUUUUGAUACUUAUCUGGAUGGACUGAAUUAUUUUUCUACAGUAGAGGCAUCACUGGUGAUUAAUCUAUCAUUGAUCUAUUUACAUCUGUGCUUACUUGCAGUGGUAUCUUAGCGGUACUUGCUAGAUUUGAGUCGUGUAUUGAUGUAACAAAUGUCUGUGGCGUGUGAUGGCAGCCAUGUGGACUGUGGCACACUAUGGACUCCUCAGAAUGUUUUUAAGCCUAUGCUUGUGCCAUAUUUUCCUACUGUUCUUAUGUUGUGUCUCUGCCUUUCAAAAUUGUAGGUAAUGUUUUAAUAACCUAAUAAUAUGGAAAUGACACAUGAACAUUUUGAUUACUUCUCUUUAGGACUGGAGAUGUCAUCGCAUUUUGAUUUAGCUGUUUUGUCGGACUAACAUAUCAAACAUUUGGUCCCACUUACAUUCCAUAAAUUAAGUUUGCUUGACAAAAAAGCUGUGUUAAGUCUUUGACAACUAUUAAAACUUGCACUUUGGACAGAA